Molecule: messenger RNA, 5773 nt
Organism: Salvelinus fontinalis (brook trout)
Lineage: Eukaryota; Metazoa; Chordata; Actinopteri; Salmoniformes; Salmonidae
Gene: patz1
Product: POZ/BTB and AT hook containing zinc finger 1
Exons: 6
Coding region: 332-2653 (773 amino acids)
Biological process (GO): regulation of cytokine production; negative regulation of transcription by RNA polymerase II; regulation of immune system process
Molecular function (GO): protein binding
Source: RefSeq, a predicted model, not a curated record
GAAGAGGAAUAUUAUGAAUGUAUUUGACAACUUCAACCCAACCUCUUGUAGCCUAAAUGGCUGUAGUAUCAGAAGAAUACCGUUGACAUGAGACACACACUUUGUCGAGUAUCUAAAAGCGACGUGAAAAUAUAGAACGAUAACCCCCCUCAGUUUGAAACGAAAAAGGUUAAAGUUCACAGGAAGCUGGGGGGCUGCCAUUUUUCCCUGCUAACAUUUUAGAUGCUAAACAGAGGGAAGGGUGGUCGUCGUGUUUUUUUAUUUAAUUUACCCCGACUAUUGAGCUUUAUACAUUAUUUGUUUCGCCACCCCUAGUCGCUAACCUAAAUUGAUGUUGAAUGAAUUCGGCAUGGAGAGAAUAGUGGAGCAGUCGUGGAAUUCUUCAUACACCUAUCAGGUGAGCAAUCAUAGCGCGGAGAUGCUACACAACCUCAACAUUCAGAGGAAAGAUGGAGGCAGGUUUUGCGAUGUGAUCUUGUGCGUUGGCGAAGAGAGCUUCCCUGCCCACAAGGCGGUACUGGCGGCGUGCAGUGAGUACUUCGAGUCCGUUUUUGGUUGUCAAACGGAGGGCGACGGGGAGGCAAAAGAACUCGAGAUGCAUACGAUAAGCCCCAAAGUUUUUAAAGACAUUUUGGACUUUGUCUACACCUCUAGGAUUGUGGUACGAUUGGAAUGUUUCCCCGAGUUGAUGACAGCUGCUAAGUUUCUGUUAAUGCGUUCUGUCAUCGAGAUAUGCCAAGAAGUAAUCAAACAAUCCAAUGUACAAAUCCUUGUACCACCCUCUCGAGGAGGCGACGUCAGUUUGUUCCGUGCCACGGGGGGCUCUGAAUUGGGUUUCAAAUUAGCCGUAGACAUGUCAAAUGGGGAUGGCUUGUUGGAAAAUAGUAACAAUGGGCACACAGUGGACGGAAGUCAUGCCAAUGACACUGUCGUGUCGGAUAGCAUCCCCCAGUCCACUAUUCCAGUCCUGCAGCCCGUGUCUCCAUCAGAGAAGACGGGCAACCGGUUCCAAGAAGAGGGAUCUCCGGGUUCUAAGAGAGGCAGGGGACGACCAAAGAAAGCGACAGCCAUAGAGCAUAUACAUUAUAACCACAGCACCUCUGACGUUAAAGACAUUGAGCAGCUAUUUCCUUGUGGAAUAUGUGGCAAAGCAUUUACAGAGGCUGUGCGGUUGAGAAAUCACGAAGCGCAGCAUGGAGCGUCCAGCCAUGGCGCGAGUAGCGGAGGCGGCCCUACCUUGAUAACGCACUCUGGUCAGCCCGGUCUGUUGGAGAAUGGCAUGCCCUUGCAUGGAACAGUAGAUAUCAGCCGUAAACGAGAGAGGACGAGACGUCACGUUGGCUGUGACAUUUGUGGAAAGGUUUUCCGGGAUGUCUACCACCUGAACCGACACAAAUUGUCUCAUUCCGGGGAAAAGCCAUAUGCUUGUCAUGUCUGUGGCCUGCGAUUCAAGCGCAAAGAUAGGAUGUCAUACCAUGUGCGAUCACACGAUGGAUCUGUGGGCAAACCUUACGUCUGUCAAAGCUGUGGAAAGGGGUUUUCAAGGCCAGACCAUCUUAAUGGACACAUCAAGCAGGUUCACACAACAGAGAGACCCCAUAAGUGUCAGAUUUGUAAUGCCUCCUUUGCUACGAGAGAUCGUCUGCGGUCUCACCUGGCUUGCCACGAGGACAAGAUCCCGUGCCAGGUAUGUGGGAAGUACCUCCGGGCUGCGUACAUGACCGACCACCUCAAGAAACACAGUGAAGGACCUCACAACUACUGUAGCAUAUGCAACAAAGGUUUCUCCACUGCAUCCUACCUUAAGGUGCACGUAAAAACGCACCAAGGCUCGCCAUUGCUCCCCGCUACCGCCCCAGCACACGGUGCCUUCCCCGAGUCGCAGAACCACGGCGGUGCCCCCUACCACACGGGACGCCAAUGCGCAGUGGAAGACCUGUGCACCAGUCGCCGGCUGCUGGUCACCUUUCAAGAGGCAGAGGGUGACUGCUUUCUCCCCCAGCCCGGCCCUCCCUUCCUGGGCCUGCAGCCCGAGCUGCUACUGGGGAAACCAGGGCCUGGGGGGGCUCCGUAUUUCUGGGAAUGCUCUGCCGGCCCGCCUGGGUUCCAACCCCUCCACGGGCCUCUGCCAGACGGGCAAGAGAAUGCUGGGAAAUGCCCCCAUCAGGCAGAAUCUGAGGGAGACGAGCCGUCUUUCAGGGAGCUGUCCAAUGGCGACGAGAUGAAAUCUCUGCAUAAGUCCGAGGGGGAGGAGCUUGGGACUCCGACACCAUUUGCCUGCAACGGAGCCUCUGCUGGUACUGGGGCAGUGCAGGGGUCGCCACCAGGUGGCGCUAAAGCCAAUACCAGCCAGGACUCUCCAGAGAAAAAGUUCCCCUGCAGCGAGUGCACCCAGACCUUCCGAACAAAAUCCUACCUCAACAAGCACGUCAACAGAGUGCAUCAUCAUGGGGUCCAGAAGAGUCUGGUGGUGGGUGCAGGGUCGGGGUCAGGUCUGGGGGAGCUGGGUCCAUCGCUGGGCUCGCCCUUCUCUCCACAACAGAACAUGUCUCUGCUGGAGUCGUUUGGCUUCCAGAUUGUCCAGUCUGCCUUUGCCUCUUCGCUGGUGGAGUCUGAGGCAGGGCAUAGUGGGAUGGAGCCGGGGGGGAAGUGACCCGUAGGUCUGAGGGAAGGUGGGGGGAACGUGAACCUAGAUUUGUGGGGGAAAUGAGGGAACGUUGCCCCUAGGUCUGUUCAGCCUAUCAGAUGGAAGGGAAUGACGUUGUCUUUAGACUACUUUGCUGUUCAUGGCAUCAUCUUUCACUGUUGUUGUUUAUCACCUUUUGUUACCUUUCUGUGUCAUGGACCUCGCUAAUACUAUCAAUCUAAAUGUUUUCUUCCAUUUCAUAGCAAUAUAUAAAAUGUACAUUAACAUUAAGCAACUUCAAAAGCUUUUUUGAAUCUGCUGUCUUUGAAGUCUACCGUCAAUCAUGUUUUUGUUUUUAUUGAAUUUGUAUUGUUUAUGACAUAACCAUCCGCUUAUGAUCCAUUACCAAACACACGCACAUAUAAGAAACAUAUAUUAGUCAAUGCUGUUAUUGUUGUUAUCAUGUCUGGUCCAGGGUUUUUUCUUAAUCAAAAUGGGGCUUAGGUGGUGGAUGUGGGCGUGGCCAUGGCACAGUCGCCGACCAAACAUUUUAGAGGCCCGAUCGGCCACCAAAAGAAGAUUUCCUGCAGUUUCACCAAGCUAGUUUCUUGCAGUUCCACACAUUUUAUCAUGGGGCUGAGGGGGGGGGGGGGGGGGAUUUCCUGCGAUUGUACACACUUUACCAUGGCUUAUGCGCGGUCUUAUGCUAGCUGAGUGACUCAAACAUUAAAACAAAAUCAAUGUGGGGCCCCAUGCCAUGACAAUUAUUUUCUUUUUUUUACAUUUUAGAUUCUCCCUGACUGUCUAGUUUUUUAAAUUUAGAUCUAAAGAGGAUCUGUUUGAAAAAUAAAUAUGCCUAGGUCCAUUAUCUUUUCAACAUACGUUAUAUCUGUUUUUAGCCGUUUACACUGAAAACAUUUUCACUGUUUGGACUUAGGCGGCCCGGACAAGACUUUUCUAUGCAGAAAAAACCCUGAGGUCCUAGUCAUAUUGGUAAUCUAUGGGUUAGUACAUAUGUUGACUGGGUCAUUUUGAAAUGCUUUGUUAUCUACAUGGUUUUCACAGCUGCAGUGACACCUUCUAACCCAAGGUUCCCCCUUACUUCAGACAGAGUCUCUGAUGGGAAGAGGCUGCAGAUGGACAUCUAGUCCAACUUUGAAUAUACAGGAAAGGGGGAUACCUAGUCAGUUGUACAACUGAAUGCAUUCAACUGAAUAUGAUCAGUCAAAUCUACCAGUUUCUGCAGGGCAAGAGUAUAACCUUAUGCCUCAGUAUGGCUGUUACAUUUGAGAAUGUUGUAUUCUCUUAUGACAUUUUAAAGAACCAAUGUGUUUGUUAGUCACAUACUUGUGAAAUCAGUUCUGGAUAUUCAACAGGGACCAAGUUCAGGUUUGACUAUUAGAAAUCGUGAGAAAUGUAGAAUAUAUAUUUUAUUAACUUAUUGAUUGCCCUGUCCGCGUUAUGCACAAUUUUUUUUUUUUUAAAUAAAUCAACGUUUGAGAUGUCAAUGUGCUGUGCUGAUUUUACUCUUAAGUUAUGCUAGAUACGGGAGGCCUACUAGGGAGCGACAAAAAGAGUAUGUAUGCUGAAGUGUGUGUGUGUGUGUGUGUGUUUGGUGCUCUGAUAUGUGUGCUUUUGUCCUCAGAAUGUAAUCAACCAGAAGGCUUUUGGUCUAUAAUUUUGCUCUAUUACUUUCAGUACAUUCCUGCUUUUAUUUAUAGUUAUAUUGUGAUUGUAACGAGUGUAUAUAACAUUCAUAUAUAUAUAUAUAUAUAUAUAUAUAUAUAUAUAUAUAUAUAUAUAUAUGAAAUGCAUAUAUGUGAUCAAACCUAAUGAUUGAUUUUAAUAGUUUGUCAAUUAAUGGGGAUCCUGUGUAUGUGUGUGUGUGUGUGUAUAUAUAUAUAUAUAUAUAUAAAUAUAAAUAUAUAUAUAUAUAUAUAUAUAUAAAUAUAUAUAUAUAUAUAUAAAUAUAUAUAUAUAUAUAUAUAUAUAUAUAUAUAUAUAUAUAUAUAUAAAUAUAUAUAUAUAUAUAUAUAUAUAUAUAAAUAUAUAUAUAUAUAUGUUUUUUCCCUUCCUUGUCAAUGAUGGAAAGAGGUGUUUUGGUGGUGGUUGUUUGAUUUGAAAGGUUUUCCUCACAGUGCAUGCCCAUGAAUCUGCUGUGUACUGUUCUGGAUAUAAAUGUUUUUUGGGGGGUGUGGAUGGUGACGGAGGUUUCGCUGUUCACUGUAGACCUGGGUUCAAAAAGUACUCAAAAAGCAAUUGCUUGAGUCUGGCUGGAGUGACUGAUGGGUGGGUUUGCACUUUUGGGACUCUGCUAUUGUGACAGGCAAGCUAAAUCAAAUAGUAUUUGAACCCAGGUCUAGUUCACGGUGCUGUUACCUGGCUCUGGUAGUGUACACACUACCAGUUUAGUGAUACGACCCAUGGCUUUGAUCAAUCAGUCUGUUGAGGUCAUAUUAAGCUCUUUUUAUAUCCCCACUGAAUAGUGAUGCUUUUCACACGGCGAAUGGAGUAAAAACCGUUUAUAAAGGCCUGUUUUGUGUUAUUUAUUUGAUAAGUGAGAGACGAUGCUGUUUAGAAAUACGCUCUUAUAUAAUUGGUGGUUGUGGCAACACUUAGGAUCGCCCGAACAUGCUAAUCAAAUCAUCUGGUGGUAUUGUUUUAUUUAUCUCACCUGUUUUGGUACUUCAAUUUAUAGAUGUUUUUAUUGAUUGAUUGCUUGGAUACUUACCUUUGCUGUUUUCUUGUCUUAUUCGGUUGGUCUGUUGCAAAGUGCCUUCCCAAUACUGAUUGUGCACAGCAGUGGAUUUGAAACGCGAGAUAAAAAAAAGGACCUUUCUCUCUAAAUGGUAAAUCAUGCGCAGAUUGACUUGCAAUGACACUUUUGUACGCAUAAAAACAUGCACACACAGAAGAUGUACAUUUGUAUAUGUAUGUUACCUUGGUAUUUUAUCUCUGUACUCUGCAAGAUCGUUGAACUUUAAAAAAACAUUUGAGUUACAUGUUUUGUCAUAAAACCUUUGGACACAUUUCAAUAUAAGCAUACUUUUCUAUAGAUGUCUGUUUUUGUACACUGUUUUUGAGUCUGUCAUCGCUGUCUAAUUGAUGCAGAGAUGGGGAUUCAAUAAAGAUGUAUCUGAAACUGUU